This is a messenger RNA of Chenopodium quinoa (quinoa), 1184 nucleotides long. RefSeq names its product transmembrane protein 208 homolog. The coding region runs from base 305 to 826 and encodes 173 amino acids. The record is from RefSeq and is a predicted model, not a curated record. The transcript has 6 exons. Gene Ontology annotation, biological process: vacuolar protein processing. Gene Ontology annotation, cellular component: intracellular membrane-bounded organelle. Lineage: Eukaryota; Viridiplantae; Streptophyta; Magnoliopsida; Caryophyllales; Amaranthaceae.
GUUGAGAGAGAUAGUGGGUGGACAUUUGUUUUUGCUCACCAUUGAAAGUGGUCUAAUGGGGAUGAUUUUAGGGUAAAUAUUAAAAUGUUUUUUUUUUUAAUUUUUUUUUUUAGAAAUAGUAAUUGACAAAUUUUUCCGGAAAAAACAAAACUCUACAGACUACAGGCAUUGAAAUUCGGAGCAAGCGAGUAGAGCAAGAAAACCCGACGCAAAGAGGUGGUAGUCUUUGUAAUUAACCAAUUUUCAAGUGUUCAACUUUUCCCAGAAAUCGAAUUGAACUAUCUCUUCAGGAUUUCCAAGAGAUAUGGCAAACCAGGGUGCUAAGAAGAGAAAGGAAGAGAAUGCUCGUCAUAUGUCAAAUCUUCUUCGCCUGAUUAUUGGGUGUAAUGUUGCUUACAUUUUGGUGAGGAUGGUUUUUUAUUAUUCUUCUUUCACAUGGAAGCACUGGAUUGGCUUGAUAUUGACAUCUUUGGCCUAUGCAAUGCCUUAUAAACAACUUGCUAGUAUGGCCAAACCAGCCUACACAAAUGAUGGCGAGCUUAUUGAUGGUGGUUUUGAUAUGAGCACCGGAGGAGUUUGUGGGUAUUUGCAUGACAUAAUCUACAUUACAAGUUUCAUUCAGAUUGCCUCACUCAUCUCCGACAAAUUUUGGUAUGCAUAUUUAGUGAUACCAGGAUUUGCAGCUUAUAAAGCUUCUGGCUUCAUCAAAGGCUUCCUGUCACACAAUUCUGAGGGAGAAGAGGAGGAUGAAAAGACGCGUAAGAAAAGGGAAAAGAUGGAAAGGAAAGCUUCAAGACCCAAAUUUGCAAAAUCACGAACCAGAUAGAUCUCUUGAGGUAGUAUGCUGUAGAAUGCAGAUUCGGUACCAACAAAAGUUCACUUAAGGUCUGUAUGCUGUAUUGCUGUGGUCAUUGAAUCUUAUCAAAAAGCUCAUUUAGUUUUUUCAUCUAAGAUAAAUAUUAAUUAGUAUGGGACUUGUUUAACUGUUGUAUCUUCAUCAUGCAGUCUACAAGAUAACCAGGAAAUUCCUAGAUUCUUUUAGUACCAUUGAUGAAAAUAUUGCUACAUUAUACAUCUACAAGAUUUUCAUGUAAAGGCCUUAUAACUGGAUUUUGCUGUGAUACAACCAAAUGCCAUAAAUCUAUCUUAUGUUAGACAAAAGUAAAGCCAUUUAUGGUGCCUAA